This is a messenger RNA of Stylonychia lemnae, 1074 nucleotides long. The record is from the annotation of a GenBank genome assembly. Lineage: Eukaryota; Ciliophora; Spirotrichea; Sporadotrichida; Oxytrichidae.
AUGGACCCUGGGAUGAUGGGUGUGAUGAUGCCCUAGGCUUAAAUGGUCAUGAAUCAUACCAAUCAGCUCAACAACCUGUAUAAGACACAGCUCUGCAAACACUUUCAGCAAACUAAGCAAUGCCAUGUGGGUAAGAGAUGCCACUUUGCUCACGGAGAACAUGAACUUCGAAAAAGGGAGGAGCCCUUACCUCUAGAAGUGACUAUGAGAAUGAUGAACAUCCCUUACAAUAAUUUUAAGACAUAGACAUGCAAAAACUAUGAAAAGGAAGGCAAAUGCAAGUUUGGUGACAAGUGCUCAUAUGCUCAUGGUAACACAGACUUGAGAAAUCCAUAUGAAAACAUUCUUUUGCAAGGUGGAAGCAGUCCAAGGACUACUCCUAUUGCACAACAAAAUCCUUAAGGCUAAAUAAGUAAUCAGAUUCCAUUGCAAACUCCACAAUAAAUUGCAGUACAACCCCCAAUCCAGUAGGUAAUAUCCUAAAGUUUUAAUGGCUUUAAACUUCAACCAAGUCAUUCAUUGCCAAAAAUCAAUCAUCAAGAGAAUCCAAAUAUGUAUCCAACAAAUCAAACUCCUAAUUUAUAAAAUUUUGGCCCCUAAUUUAGUUAGAGACAAAUGUAACAAUACACAAGAAGGGUUUCAGAAAAUAAUCUUUAUUUAUAAAGUAGCUAAGGCUUAGGAAGACCUUAAAUUCUCUAUAAUCAUAUGGGUAUGAUGCAAACUACUAACCCCUAGAACAUCUAUCAUAAUUAGUAGUAAUAUUUGCCCAUGCACCAAGCCUAGUAAAUUCAAAACAACUAUUAUUAAGAUGCCUAACCAUAAUCUUUCUCACCUCCUAAAUAGUAAUACUUGCUUAAUUAAAACUUUGUUGAUGAUUUUUCCCCGCUUGAGCCCCUCAGAAAUAAAUCUUUGUCAUACGAUAAUUCUCUUUCAUGGAGUGGUUUUCCAUCAUCUGCAGGAACUAAUAACAGUAAUGGAUUCAACUAUAUGCUAAUCAACCCUUCAUUAUACGACACUAAUGAGGAGAGAGCUGAAUAGCAAGCUGCUGUUAAUUUGUCCUUCUAAUGUUAGUGA